Messenger RNA from Achroia grisella, 1546 nucleotides. It is a transcript of the gene glo, whose product is annotated as heterogeneous nuclear ribonucleoprotein H2. Bases 155 to 1240 code for a protein of 361 amino acids. Gene Ontology annotation, biological process: regulation of RNA splicing. Gene Ontology annotation, cellular component: nucleoplasm; ribonucleoprotein complex. Gene Ontology annotation, molecular function: RNA binding. NCBI's taxonomy places the organism in Eukaryota, Metazoa, Arthropoda, Insecta, Lepidoptera, Pyralidae. The transcript has 9 exons. The record is from RefSeq and is a predicted model, not a curated record.
UGAAAGGAAUUUGUGACGCUAUAAAAACAAAAAAAUAAUUCAUUGAUUUCUAUAAAAUCUUUCUAUUUUUGUGUCGUAGUGAUACUGAAAACUUUGUUUUUUAAUUCUGUUGUAAAAUAUUGUCAUCACAACUUCUUUGCACUGAGCAGACUCAAUGAUGUUGGGGUCGGGGGACAGUAGCCACAUAGUAAAGCUACGCGGCUUGCCUUUCUCCACAAGUGUUGAAGAUGUUCUAGAUUUUCUCGACGGCGUCAAUGUCAUCAAUGGCAAAGAAGGAGUGCAUAUGACUGAGGUCCGCCCAGGAAGACCUUCAGGAGAAUGCUUUGUGGAGGUGGAAAGUCAAGACGAUGUGGAUGCGGCCCUGAAAAAGGAUAAGGAAAACAUGGGGAAGAGAUAUAUUGAAGUUUUCUCCACCGACCGCCAAGAUAUGGAGUGGGCACUAAAUGCCAUGCGACAAAACGAGAACGGCUUCGACGGCAUACCCAAUAUCUCUGAUGAUAUGGGGGUGGUGAAACUCCGAGGACUGCCAUUCGGCUGCUCCAAGGAUGAAAUCAUACAAUUCUUUGAUGGACUGACAGUCGCCGUAGAUGGGGUACACUUGCUAUCCGACCACACGGGGCGGGCUUCGGGAGAGGCCUUCGUGCACUUCGUUGACAAGGAGAGUGCUCAGGAGGCUCUCAUCAGGGACAGGGAGAAAAUAGGACACAGAUAUAUAGAAGUGUUCCGGAGCUCAGCGGAAGAGGUGCGCGCUUACGGCGCUAGGAUGGAGAGCGGUUUCCGUGGCAACCGAGGGUACAGACCGACGCCGUACGACAGAAACGACAGGUUCUCUGGACGAUUUGGCGCCAGAGGAUCUUUUGGAUCUUUUGGUAGAGGUGGUGGUGGUGGUGGUAACUUCGGUGGUCGCGGCGGGUUCCGCAACCGGGGCGGUGGUGGCGGCGGCUGUUUCAGCGUGCACAUGCGCGGAUUGCCAUUCAAAGCCACGCCACAGGAUAUAGCUUACUUUUUCAAACCUAUAUGGCCGACCAAUAUCAACAUAUUGUACGACAACAGCGGCCGGCCCUCGGGGGAGGCUGACGUCGAGUUCGAGUGCCACGAGGACGCGAUGAGGGCGAUGCGCCGCGACAAGAACAACAUGGACCAUCGUUACAUCGAGCUGUUCCUCAACUCGUCCCCCGGGGGCGGAGCAACGAGCGGCGGGGGCUCCUUCAAGCAGAACAGGAACUUCCGGGAUUACUGAUCUUCAAAACAUACACCUUAAAUAUAAGACCUUAAAUUGGAAAAUAUGUACACGUGACCUUGACAGCAUUUGGAUCUCAGAAAUAAAAUGCCGUAGACCUUAGUUCAAUAAGGACUUGGGCCUUAUAUAUGCAAAAUGGAUGAAUUUUAUAUAUUUUUUAUUGAAAAGCUUGGGCUAUUGUCAGGUGCUAAGACCUGUAGCACUGCGACCUACAUAGAUCUAUUAUGCUCGCCCUUUUACAAAGUUCGCAACCUAGAUCCGUCAAGGACAAGAAUUGAUGGAUAUUCUUAGGAGCUAUGGUUUUUA